This is a messenger RNA of Phytophthora nicotianae INRA-310, 384 nucleotides long. RefSeq lists its product as hypothetical. NCBI's taxonomy places the organism in Eukaryota, Oomycota, Peronosporomycetes, Peronosporales, Peronosporaceae. The record is from RefSeq and is a predicted model, not a curated record. The transcript has 2 exons. Bases 1 to 384 code for a protein of 127 amino acids.
AUGCUCGUGAGAUCUGCGCAACCUACGGUCUCGCCAGUGGAGAAACCCGCGUGCAUCGACUCAUCUUCAGAGCACGUCAUUCAAUUGCAGCAACUAGAAGACACGCAGCCAGACCAACAGCCUCUACAGACUCACGUGAAGCCAAGGAGGAGCUCUCGCGUUCGCAGAUUAACUAAGACCAAUACACCGGAUUUUUCAGCAAGAUCGAGUCGACCAUCACGUCGCAAGAAAAUUUGUAAAGCUCUCCAAUCUCUAAAGGCGAGAUACUCUAUCGAGUACUGUGGCGGACAAAAAAAAUACGGUCCUCUACCCCGGACGUGGGAGCCGCACAAGAUGCUGUCAGAGGACGGUUUUAAAGAUAUGCUGGCCAUUGUGGACGAAUGA